AUGCCCAAGUUCUUCUGUGACUACUGCGAUGUCUACCUGACCCACGACUCUAUGAGCGUGCGAAAGGCGCACAACAGCGGUCGAAACCACCUGCGCAACGUCGUCGACUACUACCAACAAAUCGGCCACGAAAAAGCGCAGUCCGUCAUUGACUCCAUCACCUCAUCAUACGCUGCCGAAGGCCAGGCACACAACAACCCUAUGCUGCCGCAAAACCAGCCGGGGCAGGCCUUCCCGCCCCCCUUCCCCUUCCCCGGAGGUAUCCCGCCCCCAUUCCCCGGCAUGCCCGCCGGCGCGCCUCCUUUCCCACAGGGCAUGAUCCCACCUCCUGGUCCAGGCGGCCGCGGAAUGCCACCCAUGCCCCCCUUCGCCCCGGGCCCCAACGGCUCGCCCAUGCCUCCUGGCGGUCUCCCCUUUCCUCCGCCAGGUGGCCUCCCGGCCGGCUUGCCGUUUCCCCCUCCCGGCGCACCGGGUGGCCUUCCACCCAACUUCCAGUUCCCUGGCAUGCCGCCGCCAGGUGCUGGCGGAUUCCCGCCCGGUCCCCCUGGGCCGUUCCCCCCUGGUGGUGGACCCCCGGGACGUGACCAGCGGUAA
This is a messenger RNA of Colletotrichum higginsianum IMI 349063, 594 nucleotides long. RefSeq names its product U1 small nuclear ribonucleoprotein C. The coding region runs from base 1 to 594 and encodes 197 amino acids. Gene Ontology annotation, molecular function: zinc ion binding; pre-mRNA 5'-splice site binding. The transcript has 6 exons. Gene Ontology annotation, biological process: spliceosomal snRNP assembly; mRNA splicing, via spliceosome; mRNA 5'-splice site recognition. The record is from RefSeq and is a predicted model, not a curated record. Gene Ontology annotation, cellular component: nucleus; U1 snRNP. NCBI's taxonomy places the organism in Eukaryota, Fungi, Ascomycota, Sordariomycetes, Glomerellales, Glomerellaceae.